GACUGACUCUGUGCUGGAAAAAAUUCGAGUGUGGGGAGGGGAAGACACAUCCUGUAUAACCUUAAUGUGUAUAUAUAUCCCAACAAAUUGCAAUGUACGAGUGCACAAUAUGUGGCCAGACGAGGGGCUCUGUUAGCAGCACUCCGCAGUACGAUUUCCGGCGUCCUAGCACCAGACCAGAGGAGCGUACCGUGGUGGGUACCUCCGACCAUUGCAGCAAAUGCCAGCAGCUCACCUUCUUCAUCAAUUUGGAGGAGAGUGAGGAUGAAGUACAUGAUGAACAAACGGGCAAGAAUGCUCCCGAUUGGGUAUUGCAGGGCGUUGUGCAGCCCGUGGGGGUUACUUCUUCUAGUUCUGAUUUGCUGGAUAAUAAUCCGCAUCCGCCACCCAAGGUGCCAGCACUGCAGGAGCGCCAUUACCUGAGAAAGAAGCCUCCUCUGACCCCACCAUUACAGAGCCAGGAGCAGCAGCACCAGGAUCUGGGAGAGAAUCCUGCAAGUCCGACCACACCAACACAAAGCAAGAAGCAGCAGCGCCAGGCAGCGUCACUGACCCCACGAUCUGCCAGCAUACAGCAGCGCCAUUAUCCGACCCCACGAUCGUCGAGCGAGCGGCGUGCGGGUACUCGCCAGCGGAGGCGCAGUAAGAGGCGCACCAAGUCUAUGGCGUCCAAGGUGCCGGCAGAUUCCUGCUGUCAUUUCAAAGAUCUCGGAAACUUAAGCAGCUCCAAGACUACGACUACGACAACGCAGCAGCAGCAUCAGCACAAGUCCGACCUUGAAAGGAUGCCCAUACAUCCUAGGGAGGAUAUGCAUAUGCAGCAGAUCGCACGUUAUCGGAAGGUGCAACCGUCCAACGAGGCGUCCAGCAUCGCCUGGUCGCUUCAGCAGGGAGAUGGAAGCGGACAUGGCCUUGCUGACAUCUCAACCAGCGGCGAGAAACCAGAGGCGACGACUAGUGGCUCUCAGAACUCCCUGGAGCAUCUGCAGCGUACAAUCGAGGCGAAGCGCAAGGUAAUGGAAAAUUUGGCCAGCAUUCAACGUCGCAUGCAGCAUCUAGAGAAGCGGAAUCGAUUGGCAUGGUCCCUCAAGAAGUGCCCUCAGCGUCAGUGCGGCGGAGCUCUGCCCACCCCUGACCAGGCUAAACGGCUAAACGGAGGAGAGGUGGAUAAAGAUGCUGACCUAGAUCGUCUUAUUCGGAAGAGCGGGGAGGUGGACAAAGGCGCACCCCUGCUCGGGGAGCAACUGCUGGAUGUCCUCAAGGAGAAGAGUGGUUUCAGCAAGGAUUCGCGAGAAUCCCCAAAUCUUCAGCGAGAAAGCCCCAAUUUGGAGCCCGUGCAGGAGGAGACGACACCUGAGAGGCUUGGGUCCAUCGUGCAGCGUUGCAACUACCAGCGGAUCUUCCCAGUUCCACCUCCUGGCGAAAACACAACGCUGUCUUGGCCAGCCCAGUCCCAGUUCAGCACAGUAGACGUCCUGGAGAACGAGACCCUGGAGGAAGAGCCGAAGACGAACGCCGACUUGGUGGAGAAGGGCGGGUCCAAAAAGCUGAAGAUGCGCAGUGAUCCCUUACAGUGCCCCGAAGGGGAUUGCCCGAGACUGUGCUUCGUCUCGUCCCUUAUUACCCAUUUACGAAACGAUCAUCACACGGUGACCGUUGAUGGGAUGGCCUUGCGGCAGACCAAGACCUUCUUCUUGGACCCGAACGAGACGCGUCUCAACCAGACCAAGUGCCACCGGAUGUUCCUUUUGCAGGGAAAGACUAUCAGUUCUAUGGUCGACGAGCCGCUGGAUCUGCUUCCCGUUCUGUUCAUGUCGGUCCGUACCCGGCACCGUGAUCUCUUUGUGGAACGCAGCAUCAGCUGCUCUUUGCCACAGUAUCAGCAAGAGGAUGACUCGCACGAGAUGCUGCUCCUGUGGCUGUCCACAUUACAGCCCACUGGUGGGCGCGUCUGUGGCACACUUGCUGUUCGUUCCCAAAACCGAGCGGACACCACGAUGGUGGCCACCGGCAGCACCUACGACCUUCGAGCCAGCCUUAAGAUUGGCGCUCUCUUUGCCAGCUCCUCCGUCCUGAUCAUACCACAUGCCUCUCUUCAGCGCUUGUCCAAGAAGCGCAAGCAAAUGAUAAUCAUUCAAGCAAAAAUUUAUUAGAAAAAUCUCGCAUCUAUUGUGAAAAUUUAUUGUUAAUAUUAUUUCAAAACUUGUACCACCAGACCCUGAAACGAAGCUGCGUACAGAUUGAUACAAAAUUUAUAAA
Molecule: messenger RNA, 2259 nt
Organism: Drosophila persimilis
Lineage: Eukaryota; Metazoa; Arthropoda; Insecta; Diptera; Drosophilidae
Exons: 3
Coding region: 93-2153 (686 amino acids)
Source: RefSeq, a predicted model, not a curated record